AUGAUCUCCCAGUGUGCGGGUGCCUAUAACCGUCCAUCCCCGCAGGGUCGGUACGCAGGUGAGCUAAAAAGCGUCUCUGUCCAGUCCAGAUGCCCAGAAGAUCCGGUCUUCCUCAUGUCCCAGGAAGACGUCAGCAAAAUCCCCAGGAAAACCGCCACGAUGUCUGCCGACAUGAAGGCGUCGAAGACGUGGACACGGAAGCGGAUGGUAUUCUUCAAUGCCUGCAUCCUUCCAGCCAUUGUUCUCGCUGCCAAAGGUGGUCUCUUGUGCUCCCCAGAGGCCACCGAUGUCUUCGAGGAAGACCCUACUCUGGACAAUCUGGUGCUGAAAGGUGGAAGCGAAGGGGACCGGCAUGGGGAGAGGCCUGCUGCCUCCCGCCAUGCUGGGAGCCGACGCUUCGAGCACCGGGACAUUGACCCCCCAACAGGCGUCAUGCAGUUGGGACAGGGGCCUCAGACUGGUCCUGGCGACAGCAUCCGCUGGCUCGUGCUCGGGCGCAGGUUCAGAUGGCAACAGGGCAAAGAGUCUAUGAGAGGGGCGAGAGGGGUCGUCCACAAUGCUGGUGGUCUUGUGAAUGCAGCGGUUUUUGUAUGCAGAGUUGAUGGUGGGAAGAGGAACUCUGAUGAUCUUUUCAGCUGUUCUUACCGCUGGCUGUAUAGUCUUGUUCCCGUACCACACGAAGUGGUUUACUUUGAUCAUUCAACGGAUUUCAGACUCAAAAUGGAAGAACGCGUGAAUGACAGCACAACAAAUGUUUACGACUAUGGAUAUGCUAUGGAUGAGAAUAUGUCAGAAACUGACCUGCGGGAUGUCUUGAGAUGCCCUUCCACUAAUUUACCAUUCUCUCAUAUCUAUCUGCCAAUGCUGUACUUCUUCAUGUUCUUCAUCGGUGUUUCAGGCAAUAUCUUUGUCAUCUGGGUCAUGUGUACGAAGCGCAAAAGCAGCCGGCUAGUGGACACUUUUGUCAUCAACUUGGCGUUGGCUGACCUGGUCUUUGUUCUCACCCUGCCAUUGUGGGCUGUGUCGGCGGCACAGAAACACAACUGGGCUUUUGGAGAAGGCAUGUGCAAACUGAGCAGUUACAUCAUCGCCGUGAACCGCUUCUCAAACAUCUUCUUCCUCACCUGCAUGGGUAUAGAUCGCUACUUGGCUGUGGUGCGCAUGCUGGAUUCACGCUACCUGAGGAGAAGUCAAUGCAUCCAGAUCACCUGUGGAGUUGUGUGGGUGUCCUCCUUCACACUGGCCACCCCCUCACUGGUCUUCCGCAAAACAACUCAGGUUGGAGAAGCCACUUUCUGCCUUGAGGAUGAGGAGUCGAUUUUGUUCCAGGUACUGAGCCUGGUUACUCUCUUCCUCACCUUUGUGCUACCAAUAUCAAUCAUCCUCUUCUGCUAUGGGUCAAUCCUCAUCCAGCUACAGCACCACAACGGUGUGGGUGGUGCUCGCACUGAAGACAGGCGUCGUCACUCAGUUAAGAUGGUUUUUACCAUCAUUGUGGCCUUUGUGGUCUCCUGGCUGCCUUUCAACUUUUUUAAAAGUGUUUUGAUCACCUCCCAACUGCAGGAAAUGGAGUUGUCCUGCAGAGUGGCGGCAUUCCUGGCCCGUGGCCUCAUUUUGUCUUCCAGCUUAGCCUUUCUUAACAGUUGUGCCAACCCAGUGAUCUACAUGCUUCUUGACCACCAUUUCAAACACAGUGCCAGGAUACUCUGUUAUGGCUGUAUGAGUGAACAGCAAGGGCAUGUCCUAUCUUUUCCAUCACCAUCAAGCUUUUCAGACAGCAUCUCCUGGCUCACCUUCCCACGAAGUCGCUCCAGGUCUGUCAGCAAAAGCUCACAUUUGGGUACCACAGUUACUAAGUGAUCUAACUUUUUCAAAAAUUAUAAGCAUAAACUGUC
Messenger RNA from Scleropages formosus (Asian bonytongue), 1895 nucleotides. It is a transcript of the gene gpr25, whose product is annotated as G protein-coupled receptor 25. The transcript has 6 exons. Gene Ontology annotation, biological process: positive regulation of cytosolic calcium ion concentration; cell chemotaxis; G protein-coupled receptor signaling pathway. The record is from RefSeq and is a predicted model, not a curated record. Gene Ontology annotation, cellular component: membrane; external side of plasma membrane. The coding region runs from base 1 to 1860 and encodes 619 amino acids. Lineage: Eukaryota; Metazoa; Chordata; Actinopteri; Osteoglossiformes; Osteoglossidae. Gene Ontology annotation, molecular function: C-C chemokine binding; C-C chemokine receptor activity.